UAAUAAGCACUAUUUUUGGGUGGAAGAAAAUAAAAUUGCAGCACCGUGUUUGGUUAAGGCUGGGGACAAGAAAAUAAGAAAAACUUAUCUGAUCUUAGCCUUAUCCUCGUCUCUGGAAACAAGAGGCAUGGAAGAAUCAACAUGGGAGCAGAGGGUCCAAGCCUUAACCCACAUCCUAACAAGCCCCACAAGAACCCCAAACCUCCACUCUCAGUUCUUCAUGGCCACCCAAAUCCCCUGCUACCUCAAUUGGGACUACCCUCCCAUCCUCUGCCCCAACCCUUCCCUUCUCAAAACAUGGGUCUCCUCUCUCUUCCUCAAAACCCUCUUCGGAAAAUCUCCUCCCCAAACCUCUUGGCGAUCCCAGUGCCCCUUCCACCAACCCCCACCCUUAAUUCUGGCCCACGGCCUCCAGGAACCGCACUGGGGGGCCCAACAAAGGAGGGAUUAUGUUAGGAACAGAUUCUCUAGGACUCUUCGCCGAAAUGUUAACCCACUUGUACACAUUCUAAUACCUAAUCUUUUCUUGUUGUCGCUUAUGAUUUGGAACCCCUUUUUUCGCUAUUUAGAUUGAAUUCAACACUACCUUGGAUGUUUGUUCCAUAAUUA
This is a messenger RNA of Cajanus cajan (pigeon pea), 609 nucleotides long. RefSeq lists its product as uncharacterized. The record is from RefSeq and is a predicted model, not a curated record. Lineage: Eukaryota; Viridiplantae; Streptophyta; Magnoliopsida; Fabales; Fabaceae.